GGCCCGGUUCAAACGUCGAACUUUACAUGUGCCGAACCUAAUACCUAUUUGGGUCGACCUAAAUAAUUAAGUUCGGCAGUUGAUUCAGACGUCGAUCCUAAUAGAGUCGAACCAAACUGCCGAAUAACAAAAUUAAACCCAUUAUGGUCAGCGGUCAAUCAUAAUCAACCAAUUCAACAUGGCGGAGUUUUCUAGCGCGGGAAACAAUGCUGAAGAAGUUCUAAUCGCUAAUGCCAUCCGUGAAGGUAGAAGAAGGCGCCUUAACAUGCAAAUGGCAUUAAACAACCUAGUAGCUCGGAGGAGGAAAGUAUUGAAUACUUGUUUGCUUGUUUUAUUGUUGAUUUCAUCGCAACGAAACAGCAUCACUCCUGUGUCUCGCUCCUGUCGUCGGUUGACCAGAAACACUGGAUGGUGGGAGAAUGCUUGGAACAAUUAUUCGGAGGCGAGAUUCAAGAAAACAUUUAGGGUUUCUCGGUCAACGUUCAGGUACAUAUUAAAUCGCAUUGGCCCAUUUCUUGCUAGAGAAAUAGUGACGGAGGAUCCAAUUUCCCCAGAACUGAGGCUAGCUCUUUGUUUGUAUCGACUGGGCCGCGGAGAUUAUUUCUAUACUAUCGCAGAGAUGGCAGGUUUAGGAGUAUCAACGGUAUGUUCCAUCGUUAAUGAAGUCUGCCAGCUCCUUGUUGACCAUCUUUGGAGUGAGUGCGUGUCUAGUCAUAUGCCCAAGACUCAGGAUGACUUUAAGAAAAAAAUGUUGGAUAUGGACGAGUUUUGGCAAUUUCCUUGCUGUUGGGCAGCAAUAGACGGCUGUCACAUUCCCAUUAAAUGCCCUCCUGGUGGACUUGAGGCAUGCAAGGAAUAUCAUAACUUUAAGAACUUUUAUUCCAUAAUACUAAUGGGCCUGGUAGAUUCCCAUUACAGAUUUGUUUGGGGCAGCUGUGGGUUCCCCGGGAACUCCCAUGAUGCUGUAAUUUUUCGUUCCACCGACCUCUGGAACUCAAUACAAGAAGGUUUUAUUCCAACAAUUGGUAAAGAUGUGGGUGAAAUUACUGUCCCACCCCUCAUUGUUGGAGACUCUGCAUUCCCCCUUCGUUCUUGGUUAAUGAAGCCAUUUACCAAUGCUGUAUUGACACCUCAGCAGCGUUACUUCAACUAUCGCUUGAGUAGAGCACGCAUGGUCACAGAAGCUGCAUACGGCCAACUUAAGGGUAGGUGGAGAGUCCUACUCCGGAAAAGUGAAACCAGCCGAGAUCAAGUCCGCAUAACCACCCUAGCAUGUAUUGUACUUCAUAAUAUUUGUAUUAUGCAGGGAGAUGCCAUCUCAAGAAAGCUUGAUCUAUCUGUGGAUGAAAGUGGUGGAAAGAGGGACAGGGAGGAGUUGAGAAAGUUGCUGCAGAUGAGCGACUGCCCAAGCCUAAAGGAUGCUUCUUAUGAGGCAGCUAGAGUCAGAGAUGCACUUUGUGCAAAAUUAUGGCUUGAGAAGCAAACAGGGAAAGUUUGUUAACUGCUACAUAGUCCAUUAUUAGUUUAAGGGGGCAUUGGUAUAUUCACAAAUUUCCCAAUACAUACAUGUACAUGUAGCACUCAUUUUUCACAACUUAUUGCAAAAUCAGAGUAGUUGUGAAACAUUUAGUCAACUUUACAUCUAUUUGAUAGUGGUGGAAUUUGUGAGUAUCCCUAAUGAUGCUGAAGUAGUGCUGGCUUUUGUAUGAUUAUGCUUGGACCAUGAAACAGAUACUGCACAAUUAGAUUAACCCCAAUUAGCUGCUGCUGGGCUGAGGACUAGUCAAUAGCCAAGAAGUAAUUAGGGGUGUAUUUAGCACCCGUGCAUAUAGCUUAAAAAGAAUGUAACAUUCUGAAGGGCCAAUUCGAAAGAAAUGUACCUUAAGUCAAAACAAAAGACCAUACUAGACCGAUACACUUCAAUAUUCUUUUAAACAUACCUACUGCAAACUGUUUCAUGGUCAAGGUAAAUUUACUACAUUGUAGUGUAUCAAUCCCACAGUUAAAAAGGACUGCAGUACUUUCAUGAGUUGAUUGUUAGUGUCUUUUGUAUAGCUCUUUGAUGAAUGCGUGUUAGUGUCAAAAAUUUAACAAAAAGAACCCAUAGUGGUUAUAAUGUCAAGCAACUCUUACUGUUAGCUUCCAAUAAACAUUCAAUACAGAUAUCCCAAAACAUUGAACUUUAUAUUGUUUUGCUAGAAGUUUUUAAGGCUCACCAUUUUGUACCACUUGCAGUAUUGAUGUACUUGAGUUAAGCAGAUUGAGAGCAUCAUUGGUGUAGAAGGAAAUGCACUACCCACAUAAAGGGACUAAAAAUGGUUUUUUACAUAGUGUUGUUCCACAAAUAUCCAUACUCCCCUUUUUGUCUCCAUACUUUCCUUCAACAACUUGGGCCAUUUAAGGAUCUCUUCUGUUCAAAAAGUGCAAUUGUCCUCAAUGAGGUGGGUAUGGAUAUUUUAGGAACAAUAUAUAAGUCCUGUGCACUUAAAUAUCAGGUGGAAGGAAAUACAUUAAACCAAAAAAAGUCAAUAUUAUUUCCAUAAAAAUGAUGAUAACGUGCUCUGUUAUUUAUUCGAUCCAUGUCACAUAAUUUGUCAUGGUAAGUAAAUAAUACAAACCGAUUUCAAUAUACAUGUACAUAAUAUCUAAAAUGGAAUAUUUGUUUUCAAUGAAGGAAAAUAAAAAUUA
Messenger RNA from Stylophora pistillata, 2688 nucleotides. RefSeq names its product protein ANTAGONIST OF LIKE HETEROCHROMATIN PROTEIN 1-like. The record is from RefSeq and is a predicted model, not a curated record. NCBI's taxonomy places the organism in Eukaryota, Metazoa, Cnidaria, Anthozoa, Scleractinia, Pocilloporidae.